Molecule: messenger RNA, 446 nt
Organism: Pelobates fuscus (common spadefoot toad)
Lineage: Eukaryota; Metazoa; Chordata; Amphibia; Anura; Pelobatidae
Gene: RPL22L1
Product: ribosomal protein L22 like 1
Exons: 4
Coding region: 43-411 (122 amino acids)
Biological process (GO): cytoplasmic translation
Cellular component (GO): ribosome
Molecular function (GO): structural constituent of ribosome; RNA binding
Source: RefSeq, a predicted model, not a curated record
CCGGCAAGAGUCCUUCCUCUCUGUAACCCCGGCGUGGAGAACAUGGCGCCAUUAAAAGACAAACGCUCCAAGAAGGUGGUGUGCCGGUUCACCCUGGAUUUAACCCACCCGGUGGAAGAUGGCAUCUUCGAUUCUGUGAACUUUGAACAAUUUCUCAAGGAGAAGGUGAAAGUCAAUGGAAAAACUGGAAACCUUGGCAACAUUGUUCGUAUUGAACGUCUAAAGAACAAGAUCACCGUUGUUUCUGAGAAACAGUUUUCUAAAAGGUACCUGAAGUAUCUUACAAAGAAAUACCUAAAGAAAAAUAACUUGCGUGAUUGGCUUCGUGUGGUUGCAUCUGACAAAGAAACAUAUGAGCUCCGUUAUUUCCAGAUCAGCCAGGAGGAUGAAGAGUCAGAAUCAGAAGAUUAAAGUGGCUUUCUUAUUGAAAUAAAACUUUAAAAGUA